UUCCUGUUUUGGUCACUCUCCCCACAACAGCCUUCGUUGCAACAUUUUAUAGAAGGGAAGUGAGGGAGGCGGUUGGAAGGAAGAGAAGUGAAGUGACCAGUGACCAGUGACCAGUGUGCAAAGGUGGGCGCGGUGGCAUCUGAAGUUACAUAAACUCCUAGGGCUGCCCAAGAGAUAAGCGCGUUGGCCUGGAAGCGGGAGGGCUGCACAGGACGGGAGAGACGCGGAGGCCCUUCCCGGCGCCGCUCUCAAGCCUCCGGACCAUGGAGCCUGCUCCAUGCCUGUGGCUGCUGCUGCUGUCGCUGCUGCGCGUCUCGGCGGGCACCUCGCAGUCGCCACCGCCCGAGCCCUGCGAGCUGGACGACGAGGACAUCCGCUGCGCCUGCAACUUCUCGGGCCCGCAGCCGGAUUGGUCCAGCGCCCUGCAGUGCACGGCCGCCGUGGAGGUGGAGAUCCGAGCUGGCGGCCGCAGCCUGGAGCCGCUCCUGAAGCGCGUCGACCCCGAGGCGGACCCGCGGGGGUACGCGGACCUGGUCAGGGGUCUGCGCGUGCGGCGGCUCGCCCUGGGGGCCGCGCGGGUUCCCGCUCCGCUCCUGCUCGGCGCGCUGCGGGUGCUCGCGUACUCCCGCCUCCGGGAGCUGACGCUGGCGGACCUGGAAGUCACCGGCACGCCGCCGCCCCCGCCCCCGCCAGCCUCCGGGCUCGGGAUCUUCACCUUGCGCCUCCGCAACGUGUCGUGGGCGGCCGGCGGUGCCGGGCUCGCCCAGCUGCAGCAGUGGCUCCAGCCGAGCCUCCUCAAGGUACUGAGCAUUGCCCAGGCACAUUCGCUCGCCUUCGCCUGCAAACGGAUCCGCAGUUUCCCAGCCCUCACCACCCUAGACCUGUCUGACAAUCCUGGGCUGGGUGAGCGCGGGCUGGUCGGGGCGCUCUGUCCCCACAAGUUCCCGGCCCUUCAGGAUUUAGCGCUACGCAACGCGGGGAUGGAGACUCCCAGCGGCGUGUGCGCUGCGCUGGCAAAGGCUGGAGUGCCGCCCCACAGCCUGGACCUCAGCCACAACUCGCUGCGCGCUAUCGCAAGCGCCGGCGACCUCCAGUGCGUCUGGCCUGGCGCGCUGAACUCCCUCAAUCUGUCUUUCUCUGGUCUGGAGCAGGUGCCCCAGGGACUGCCCGCCAAGCUCAAUGUGCUGGAUCUCAGCUACAACAGGCUGAAUCGGGCCCCGCGGCUAGACGAGCUGCCCAAGGUGGGGAACCUGUCGCUGGAAGGAAAUCCCUUCCUCCUCCCAGAGGCCCCCCGCCCCCAAGAGAACGCUAUGAAUUCUGAGGCUGGCAUGGCCCCAGCCUGUGCACGUUCACACUUGGCAGUGGGGAUGUCAGGAACACUGGCUGUGCUCCAAGGGGUCCGGGGCUUUGCCUAACCCAAGGGAGAAUGAACGUCCUGAUUUGGGAGCACCAUCAAAUGAUCAGCACUUCUUGAUCAACCAACCCUCUGCCUCACCUUUAUUAAAAUUUUAAAUGAGUCAUGUCAUUCACUCAACA
Molecule: messenger RNA, 1536 nt
Organism: Chinchilla lanigera (long-tailed chinchilla)
Lineage: Eukaryota; Metazoa; Chordata; Mammalia; Rodentia; Chinchillidae
Gene: Cd14
Product: CD14 molecule
Exons: 2
Coding region: 264-1415 (383 amino acids)
Biological process (GO): inflammatory response; lipopolysaccharide-mediated signaling pathway; positive regulation of type II interferon production
Cellular component (GO): lipopolysaccharide receptor complex; external side of plasma membrane; membrane raft
Molecular function (GO): lipopolysaccharide binding; protein binding
Source: RefSeq, a predicted model, not a curated record